GCGGUCCCGGCCUGUCGGGAUAGAAAGAGGCGGCCGGGCGGCUGCCGCCACAUCGUGCGCGGAGCCGGGCCGAGCAGCAGCCAGCGCUGCAGCACCGCUCCUUCCCCGGCUGCCUCGCGUGGAGAUUCUCCUGCCUUUCUUGUUAUAUUUUUUUUUUAUCCCAAAUUUAACAGGGAAGAUAUUUUUAUUUUAUUUUUUUUUAAUAUAUAUAUCGAUAUUUUUUUUUCCUCGCAGCGGGGCUCGCCCGGCUGCGCUGGGGCUGUUCCUACCCGGCUUUGUGCCCUGCAGACCCGGCCCUCCUCUUCCUCCUCCUCCCCCUCCUGCCGCAAAACCUUCACGAGGCUCUCAGCAGCACCGAAAGCGCCGCUCGCCCAAACCACCGACUGCAACAAAACCCCUUUUUAUUAUAUAUAUUUUUUUAUCAUAUAUUUCCCCCUCCCCUUUUUUUUAUUUCUCCUCCUCCCUCCCGCGAACGCAUCAAGGUGGACGCGGAGCGCAAAACCACCUUUGUUUUAAAGAUGCCCAUGGAGCUGACGCAAAGCCGCAUCCAGAAGAUUUGGCUUCCCAAUGACAACCGCCCGGCGCUGCCCCGCCGCUCCUGUGGGCCUCAGCUUGCCAAUUCCCCCACUGUGAUAGUCAUGGUUGGCCUCCCAGCCCGUGGCAAGACCUACAUCUCCAAGAAGCUGACUCGCUACCUCAACUGGAUCGGUGUCCCCACAAAGGUUUUCAACGUUGGGGAGUAUCGCCGCGAGGCCGUGAAGCAUUACAGCUCCUAUGACUUCUUCCGGCCUGACAACGAGGAGGCCAUGAAAGUCAGGAGGCAAUGUGCCAUGGCUGCCCUGAGGGAUGUGAAGCUGUACCUGACGGAGGAGGCCGGGCAGAUCGCGGUUUUUGAUGCCACCAAUACCACACGGGAGAGGAGAGAUAUGAUCCUGAACUUUGCCAAAGAGAACGGGUUCAAGGUGUUCUUCAUCGAAUCUGUCUGCAAUGAUCCCAACGUAGUUGCCACCAACGUUAUGGAAGUCAAAUUGUCCAGCCCAGAUUACCGGGACUGUAAUUCCACUGAUGCCAUGGAGGAUUUCAUGAAGAGGAUCAAUUGUUACCAAGCCAGCUACCAGCCCCUCGACCCUGAUGACUAUGACAGGGAACUUUCUCUCAUCAAAGUCAUCGACGUUGGCCGGCGGUUCCUGGUCAACAGGGUUCAGGAUCACAUCCAGAGCAGGAUUGUUUAUUACCUGAUGAACAUCCACGUCCAGCCCCGCACCAUUUACCUCUGCCGGCACGGGGAGAGCGAGUUCAACCUCAAGGGCAGGAUUGGAGGGGACUCUGGCCUCUCCAACAGGGGCAAGAAGUUUGCAGUGGCACUGAACAAAUUUGUGGAAGAGCAGAACCUGAAGGACCUCAAAAUUUGGACCAGCCAGCUAAAGAGGACAAUCCAAACAGCAGAAGCUCUCCAGCUGCCCUAUGAGCAGUGGAAAGCACUCAAUGAAAUCGAUGCUGGUGUGUGUGAAGAAAUGACCUAUGAAGAAAUCAGGGAGCAGCAUCCAGAGGAAUUUGCUCUGCGGGAUCAGGAUAAAUAUUACUACCGUUAUCCUUCUGGGGAGUCCUACCAAGACUUGGUGCAGCGCCUGGAGCCAGUCAUCAUGGAGCUGGAGAGGCAAGAGAACGUCCUUGUCAUCUGCCACCAGGCUGUCAUGCGCUGCCUCCUGGCCUAUUUCCUGGACAAGAGUGCAGAUGAAAUGCCCUACCUGAAAUGCCCCUUGCACACGGUGUUGAAGCUGACCCCGGUAGCCUAUGGCUGCCGGGUGGAAUCCAUCUCACUGAACAUUGAAGCAGUCAACACCCACAGAGAUCGGCCAGAGGAAGCAAAGAAGGGACCUAACCCGCUCAUGAGACGUAAUAGCGUUACCCCUCUAGCAAGCCCAGAGCCCACCAAAAAACCUCGCAUCAACAGCUUUGAGGAGCAUGUGGCUGUUUCUUCUGCCCUGCCAGGCUGUGUUCCUCAGGAAGUGCCCACGCAGAUGCCGGGACAACCUUUACUAGGGAAGGCAUGCCUACCCGUUUGUCACUUUCUCAAAGUUUUCUCUUUGCUAAUAUUUCCAAGAACAUGAACAACUCCCAGAAGCCGUCGUGACUCCGUGGGCACCGCUGUGAGGCCGCCGGCGCCGCCAGCUUCUCAUCCCAUCGCCGUUCCCGAAGCUUGCUCCCACCCCGGUCCCCUCCGGCUGCUGAGCAGGAGGGAUGCAGGAGGAGCCCAGCUCCAUCCCGGGGUCACCACCAGCCCUUCAGGCUGCAGCCUUUGCUCUCCUCUCCGGCAUCCUGUUAGGUCGUAGCGAGCUGUAAAGUGCUUCUGUAGCGCACAGGAGUUUAAUUUUCUUCUCUCUCAGUGGUUUUGAUCUUCUGUGUAGAUGAUUGGUACCCAUCCGUCGCUGGGUGGGGUGUGUAUAUAUGUGGAUGGUGCAGGGUUAGUAGAGAAAUGGGGGGAAGGGGGUGGGUAAAGGGGUUUUGCAUUUUUUUUUUUAAUUAUAAUUAAUGUUGUUAAUGACUUUUGAAUAAGCCCUUAACAUGCUGUGCUGCAAUCCCUCACCCACACUACAGCUGGUCACACAUGCCAGCCUGGCUCAUGCAGAUCUGUGAGCACCAGGAAAGCAGCUGUGUGAACUCCUUCACUGCAAGAACUGCUGGGUUUUAAUAAAAAAAAACAACCCAUUCUUUCAUUUUUUUUUUAUCAACAUACCUUAAAGGGGUUUGCAGAUAAUGUAGAUCUGCAGCUAAAACUAUUUGAAAGAUGCAAGCAGUGCAUGAGGAGCCAUGCCAGCAGGGGCUUGAGUGAUGCUUUCAUCUUGGGGAGCACCCAGGGAUGGUCUGAGUUCAGGCAUGGGUUGAAUUUUGGGGAGGCUGAGCACUGUUUGAAGUGCUGUGCUGGUAUUUCAUCUCCCCUUUCUUCUUUUUCAGAUGGAAGUGGAGGUAUUGGGAAGGGUUUGAAUCCUUAGGCUUAUAUGCAUUUUGUAGACACAGGUCUCAUGGAGGUGGCCAGAGCUCUGGCUGGGUUGAAGAAGUCCCUGUCUGACUGCAAAGAGCCAUAAGAAGGGACAGUUUUGUCUGUAUUUUUUUAAUUUUAUAUAUACACGCACAGAUUGUGUGUGUAUGUAUAUGUGUAUACUUAGAAACUGCUUGGUUUUUGCACUUUAUUUGUGGCAGAAGCAUAACUACUUUAUUUUUUUCCUAGUUGUGCCCCUCAACAGGGGAAGCCUGAAUACAGGCAACUUUUUCUGUUUGUUUUUAAUUGUAUUUUGCAUGCUGGAAAGCUGGGACUACAAAAUAAUAGUAGUUACAGUGUUUGAGGUGGGGGGAAACAGGGUGAGGACCUGACUCCAUGAGCCAACUCCAUAAAGAUCCCUUGUUGGCAGCCUGUCUUGGGCUGGGAGCCAGCAGUUAAAAAUGGCAAUUAACCACUAUUGCUUUGUGCAAAAAUCUGUGGAAUUAGGACAUUUUUUUUUAGGGUUUUGUGUUGGGUUAUUUUUUUCCCCCACCUAUAUGCAACAUCUCCUUGCCCAUCUCAUGGAUUUUUUUUUUUUUUUGAGGUAAAGGCAGCCACCCUUCCUGCAGCACUAGGCUGGGGAACUGGAGGUGGGCAACCCUUUGGGAUUCAUCCUUGCCAUGCCACUCCCCAGUGUCCUGUGUAGGGAACACCAUCCCCAGAGAUGGAAUGGGAGAGGUUUUGAUGGAGAGAUGAUCUUUUUGUGAGUGUGUGCAUGUUUUGGGGGUGGGUUUGGUCUGUUUUUUCCUUUGGGAAAAGGUGAACCACAGUGCCUCGCGCUCUGGCCUUGCGCUCGGAGCGGCACCGACGGCGGGAGGGCUCCGGGGCCACGCUCAGCCCGUGUCCCACGGGGGUGACAGUCCUGGCAGUGCCCUGCCUGUGUCAGCUUGUGCAUAUGUGUAUCAUAUUCCUGUACAGAUAAAACAAAGAACAUCCCCCCCCCUUACUCUGCUUUAUUUCUGUUUUAAUAGCCUCAUUAAAAGCAGACUUCUCCCUCUGUGCCCUGGGUGGCAGCUACGCUGUUGGUUUCUCUGCCUUUCAGAUAAAUGAAUGUUUUGGGGGAGGCCACUCACUGGGCUCUUUGCAGCUUCCUCCUUCGUGGGGAGUUUUUAUCUUUCUCCUCCUGCUGCUGCAAAGAGAUAAGCCAGCAAAUACAAACGUGACGUCUGGCUGCCCCCGAGAUCAAUCCUGUACACAUGUAAUUGCACGGGUGUUUUGGUGUGUAUUUGUGUGUAUAUAUAUAAAUAUAUAUAUAUUAAAAAAAAAGCAGAAAAAAACAAAAUGGCCCUUAUUUUUCAUCCUUGAGUAAUAAUAUGGCUCAGUAGAUCUACAAAACCCUGAAAUUAAAGCAUGGUGUUUUUUCCAGCACUGGGAAAAAUGGCUCUUCUGAGUUCCUCUUGUGCUAGAGGGCUUGGUGGGAUGGUGUCAACCCUGUGCCAUCACAACUGCCCCAAAAAACUUGCUGUCCAUCUUUUUGGUUAACAGAGCCAAGGACUGGGCAGCUGAUGCCACAGCCAAGGCAGAUUGGGAGAGAGGACAUGUCAAACCACACCGAUGGUUUCUUCCCCCGCCAUUGUUUUUUCUCUGGUUUGUUUUCCUUUGUGAUAUUUGAAUUUAUUUUUUUAUUUUUUUUAAUAGCAAAGCGCUUUUUAUUUAUUUAAUGUAUACUGCAAAGCUUGGAGAGAAGGGUGUAGUUACUUAGGAUUACUUUUUUUUUUGAUUUGUGGUAUGUUAACUGUUCUGUAUAUACAUCUGGAAUAAUUGCCUGAUAUAAAGCUGUGCCAGCUUAAAAACAGGGUAUGCCUUUCAGAAAUUUGUAUAUUUUGCAGUUGCUGGACCAAUAAAAAUACCUUGUUGAAAUAUA
This is a messenger RNA of Taeniopygia guttata (zebra finch), 4904 nucleotides long. It is a transcript of the gene PFKFB3, whose product is annotated as 6-phosphofructo-2-kinase/fructose-2,6-biphosphatase 3. Gene Ontology annotation, molecular function: fructose-2,6-bisphosphate 2-phosphatase activity; ATP binding; 6-phosphofructo-2-kinase activity. Lineage: Eukaryota; Metazoa; Chordata; Aves; Passeriformes; Estrildidae. The record is from RefSeq and is a predicted model, not a curated record. Gene Ontology annotation, biological process: fructose metabolic process; fructose 2,6-bisphosphate metabolic process. Gene Ontology annotation, cellular component: cytosol.